Purpureocillium takamizusanense is the source of this 1524-nucleotide messenger RNA. RefSeq lists its product as uncharacterized. The transcript has a single exon. Bases 878 to 1492 code for a protein of 204 amino acids. The record is from RefSeq and is a predicted model, not a curated record. NCBI's taxonomy places the organism in Eukaryota, Fungi, Ascomycota, Sordariomycetes, Hypocreales, Ophiocordycipitaceae.
CGACAUCGCAUCGCCGCUCAUCAGUCGAAUCACGCCGCCCCCAUUUCCAACGCGCCCUACCGUUCUGUCUGUCUGUCUGCCACCCUUCACACUACGAAGUACAUCCAGCAGUCCAAACCUGCCCCGGAACGCCGCCGCCGCCGCCGCCGCCGCCGCCACUACCACCACUUUGACCCAACCCGCCCCGUCGCCGCCCUCCGUCCUUGUCGCCCUCCGAGAGCAGCGCCGGUCGGCUGACGCAUAACGUAACCACCUAGCACGAGGUACCGCCCAGAGAGCGCACGCGGCGUCGGCUCUCGUUAGGCUCGGCGAGCCAUGCAUGUACCAACGGCGCGGUCGGCGGCGUCGUGACUGAUGACAACACUCUACCCCUCUCACCGUGUUUCCUAGACCAGCGCCGGUGUAAUUAUAUAUAUACCUGAUAAGCAACCUACGCCAGCCAUUUCCGUACCUAGCAUGCUCUCAUUCUAGCCCGCCGUGGUGUCAUCGUCGCCUGACUUUCGAGACGCGUAUCGACUAAGAGCCAAGUAUAAAACAAGCGAGAGCGAUUCGCAUCUCCGUCGUCGUCGCCGCCGCCGCCGCCGCCGUCAUGGGCCGCUACGAACUCGAGUAUCCCAAGGACGCGACCAACCUCGUCAAGCGUCAUGGCGAGCGAGGUCAGAACCGCCCGCUCUCAACCUCACCAUCCUCCCCCUCCCUAGCCCCGCCCCCGCGCCUCGCGCGCAGCGCUCUUCCUCACUAACACGCACGCCCGGCGGCACGCAUAAAACUAGGCAUCUACGCGCUGGAGAAGAUCCACGGCCUCAUCAACAGCACGCUGCUGCUGCACGUGUCCUUCAACCCGCCCGGGGACUCGCCCUUCCCCGUCACCCUGCCUAUGAUCGGGCAGAUGGGCUCCUUCGACCGCCCCAGCGCCUCGCUCGGCGACCCGCUGGACCUGUACGUCCACGGCUACGUCUCGGCGCGCAUGUUCAACGUCGGGCGCGACGCCGGCGCCGAGGGCGUCCCCGUCUGCGUGUCCGCCUCCCACGUCGACGGGCUCGUCCUCGCCGUCUCCGCCUUUAGCCACUCCUACAACUACCGCUCCGCCGUGCUCUUCGGGCACGCCGCCCUCGUCACCGACGACGCCGAGAAGCUCUACGCCAUGGAGCUCAUCACCGAUAGCGUCGUGCCCCAGCGCUGGCACAACACACGCCUGCCCCCCACGGGCGCCGAGAUGCAGAGCACGAGCAUCCUCCGCGUCAGGAUCGCCUCGGGCAGCGCAAAGUUCCGCGACGGGGGCGUCAAUGACGAUAAGCACGACCUCGAAGACGAAGAUGCCCUCAACAAGGUGUGGACGGGUGUAGUGCCCAUCUACUCCACCAUGGGCGAGCCUGUCCCCAGUGGGCACAACCGCAUCGCCCUGCCCAAGUAUGCGUCCGAAUUCUUCGACGAGUUCAGCAGGGACAGCAAGGAGGUGGCGCUCAAAGCGGCGAACAAGAAGUCUGAAUAGAAUAAGAGGGGGAGGGGAGGGGGGGGGAUCAA